AUGUCCGGCCUCGAGGGCAUCGCGGGCCUCGGCCUCGCGUGCAACAUCAUGCAGCUAAUCAGCUUUAGCCACGAAACAGUCGUCAUAUGUCGUCGCAUCCAUGAGAAUGGCACUCCUGAACCCGAUCUCGCCGAGCAAGCGAAAUCACUGAAAGACCUCUCAGACGAUCUGGAAAGGUCGCUCAAGGGAAAGGCUUCUGCGUCUUCUGGGGCGCCUGCAGAUAAGCGUGUUUUGGAUCUUGCAAGAAAAUGCAUUCGUCAUGCCAAAGAUCUGAAUGAAGAAAUUGUGUAUCUCACACCCAGCCAUCCAGGAAAAGUAGCAGCCUUGGUUGCCACUCCAAAAGCGAUAUGGCGGAAGCGCCGUCUGGAACGGCUCAAGACAAACCUGGCGGAUGCUCAGAAAUUGAUAGAGACUUCGAUUCUCGUUCGACUUUUUGGAAAAAUAGACGAUAGUUUCGAGAAGAACGAAAAAGCUUUUAAUGGUAUGAGCCAGCAGCUGAAAGAUUUCAUCCACACAUACUCCCAGAACUCCAACCUGAUAUCUAAACUGGUUCGGGACGAAUCGAAAGCCACCCGAGACCAUGUCACAAUUGCGACGACCCAAACACGGAAGGAAAUCAAUUCCCAGAUCACUAAAGAGCUAAAGUCGCAGGAGGAGUCUAUAAACCAUACUAUAUCCAUCUCCGGUGCUGAAACCCAACAAGCUUUGUCUCAUCAAAUGGCAAUUUCUGAUGCCGCUAUUGCGAGAGAGAGAGCUCGCCAACGCUUGCUCGCAAGUCUUAAAUAUGCGAGAAUGAAUGAGCGCAAAAAUGAUCUUAAACCGGCACAUUUGGGAACUUGCCAAUGGAUAUUCGGGAAUUCUCGAUGUAGAGAUGACUCGGCUUCAGACUGGGUGACAGAGGAUGAGUCGACCUCUGAAUACACAAAUGAGAAUAGCGACGAAAUCAGCGAGACCGGCAAAGAAGAUGAAAAAGAUUCAGAUAUUGAGACUGCCCAUGCGUUGAACUCUGGGCUAUAUCUGGGUUCUCUCAAAUUGGGUGACGAUGUCAGUAGAGUCUCUGAGAUUCGCGACAGUGACUCGGACAACGACAGCGUUCGGGCUAACUAUUAUGGCGGCUCCGAGAGAUCUUUUGCGUGGAGCUCAACAACGGGGGACGCAAAUAAUAUGGGUGAUUCAGACGAGUUACAGAUGUGGGAUAAUUUUGUUGAAUGGUUGCAGGGAAACGAACGAACCUUAUACUGGAUUAGUGGAAAGCCCGGAUCAGGCAAAAGCACGUUGAUGAAGUUCAUCGAAUCAAGUGACGAUACGUAUGAGACCCUGAAAGGUUGGCACUCUGAUACAAAGGUUCUGUCUCAUUAUCUAUGGAAACCAGGCUCAUGGAUGCAGCAAAGCAUCAAAGGCUUAUGCUGUUCUUUACUUCACCAAGUGUUGGAGAGGGAUGCCGAACUGAGUGAUACACUCCUGACAACUCAGCCCGAACUUGGCAUGAAAGAUUCCGAUACCGACUGGACUAUUGGGGAGUUGAGACACACUUUAGUCCGCUUGUUUGAAUGCUCAACUUACACAUACUUUGUUCUUUUGGAUGGGCUUGAUGAGGUUGCUGCAACUACCGACGAGGGACCCGAAGAGCUUCUAAUGUUCCUUAAGAAGCUCAUCCUGAAUGAAAAAGUGAAGAUUUGCGUUUCAAGUCGUCCAGAACCGGCAUUUGAACGACAUCUUGGCCAGUUUCCAAUGUUGAGAAGGCAAGAUCUGACCAGGCGCGAUAUUGAAAAGUACACCGAAGACUUUUUGCAAAGUAUCUGGACACAAAUCGAUAAGGCACCCACAGACAUGUUGGAAAUUGUAGUUCGAAAAGCCGAUGGUGUCUUUCUCUGGGUUGUUCUUGCUUUGCAAAGCGUCAAAAGAGGAUUCAACAAUUUCGACAAUUGGGACACGUUGUGUCGCCGCAUAAACACACUUCCCGGAGAUCUCAAGAGUUUAUACAAGGACAUGUGGUCGCGGUCGAAUGGCGACAGUGUUUAUUAUCUCAAAGAGGCAGCCUUGUAUUUCCGUCUCGUCAUUUCCCACCAGGCUAUUUCGAAGAAGGACUCAAUCAAUGUGUUGGAACUGGCAACAGCAGCGAAUGACGAUUGUCUCGCAGCUUUCACUCAGUCGGUCAAAGCGCCGGACGUGGCAAAAAUCCUGAGGACUACCUAUGACAAGGUUCAUUUCUGGGCAAAAGCUAGAGUGUCGUUCACACACAAAACUGCAAUCGAUUUUCUUGUGGAUGACGAGGAUGGGAGGAAAAUCUUUGAAGCCUACGAACCAGAGCCAGAGGAAACGAUAUCUCGACUGGUGAAGCGGGAUUUGAUGCUUCUUUCCCUAUUCAAUUGGCUCAACCUGCCAGACUCUCCACUUGUAGAGGCCAUCAAGUACCGCUUGGCAACACCGAAAGUUGGGAUUUCAGAUGCAACACUAAACAGCCUGGUGUCCCUGACACAUCGGUGGUCAAAAACCUAUUGGUGCCCGCCCGAAGACCUAAGUCAGGAUCACUUCUUCAUAGCAGCAGCAGCUUCUAGCGGCUACUCGGACUACAUUAUCCGAUAUUUGGACGCGAGGCAAGCCGACAGCGAUUUGAAUGAUAUGAAAAUAUUUGUACUCAAAGGAGCUUGUGCAAGAGCAGUAGGAUUUUGCAAAUUCUUCGGAUCUUACAACGACCCUCCCCAGCUGUCAAAAAACCGACAAAUCUUGAUACAAAAGAUCCUGAGCAAGCAUGCUUCUUGUUUGACAAAAGGCGUAGAUUCGGACGAGGACCUCGAGUCGUUAAAUGUAGGAACAUCUCAGAGUCUGCUGCAAGCUUGGCGCUGCUUUUUGAUACAUAGCCUAGAGCGGAUAUGCGCUAAGCGUGUCUACGAAAACAGAGCCGAACAAAGUGGUGUAUUGGCUCCAGAUGGUACAUAUAUCUCGAACAUCAUCGAAGCUUUCGCUUCCACUGCCAUAGUGGCCAAAUCUUCGUCUCAGAAGUACAUUCCCCGUCUAGGAAUUAGCGGUAAACGCCCAUUUAUUGCAACACUCGUGGACAGGGCCUCGGAAGGGCUCACAGAAGUUGUCUUUUUCGAGGUGAAUGAUGCAUUCAUUCUGAACCUUAUCUGGACUCACCUUUUGGGCAAAAAACGCUCGAUUGGGCAAAAGGGCCCGUGGAAAACCGAACCCUUUGUUAAAACCAUUAUGUUUGGCGGCUACAUCCGCAAAAGUGCCUAUAAUGCAUCGAUCUUUGCUAAGGCUAUCAGCGAAGAAGCCGACGAUGAUUGGGAUUCCAAGUAUUAUACCCCUAACCCAAAUUUCGAUUUAGGGGACAAUUGGGGGCUUGCAGAAGAACUUUUGCCCUUUGAUGCAUCUCGUCGAAUGCCAUUUCGUGACAAAGCCAUUUGCCAGUCGCGCAUGAUAAAUGACGAGGGAUUAGGAGUUCCACGUCCUGUUCGUAUAUUACAACAAUUAGGAUACCAGCCUAGUGAUUUGGAUGGUUUUCAUAGCUGGGGUUGUGUUCACGAGUACUUGCCUAGUUUCUAA
This is a messenger RNA of Colletotrichum truncatum, 3549 nucleotides long. RefSeq lists its product as uncharacterized. The record is from RefSeq and is a predicted model, not a curated record. NCBI's taxonomy places the organism in Eukaryota, Fungi, Ascomycota, Sordariomycetes, Glomerellales, Glomerellaceae.